UUAUAAAGAGAUUUGUGUUACAAAAACUUAUCACAUUCUCUAAUCUCUUCUACGACUCUCCACUAAUUUUUCUAGCCAUGUCUCUACCAAACGAUAUAGAGACAAAGAUAUAUGUUGCGGGUUUGCCUUGGAUCACAAAAACUGAAAGCCUUCGGAAUUACUUUGAACAAUUUGGAGAAAUUGUUUAUGCAAAUGUUGUUUGUGAUAGAGCAACCAAACGAUCAAAGGGUUUCGGAUUUAUCACGUUUAAAGAAGCUGAAUCUGCAAAUAGAGCUUGCGAGGAUCCGAAUCCGACUAUAGACGGACGAAAGACCAAUUGCAAACUUGCUUAUCUUGGUGCUAGGGUUCACAAUAAUCAAUCAAACAAAAACGGUUUAGUCUCAAUUUUCCCCAAUUUGAUUAAUUGUUUGCAGCGAUACUUUCACGUUAUAAUAGUUGUUCUCGUAACCGCAGGUCUAGCUAUUUGUGUAUUACCCUACUGGAACCAGUAUUAUUGGCAGUAUUAUCAGCAGUAUUACCAACAUUACCCUUGGUUUAGCACCUAUCCGUAUUAAACGCAAUCUCAAUCAUGAGAUAUAUAGAGCUUCUUGUUCUGUUACAUUAUCAUAGUCAAUUUGGUUUAAUUUUUCUGACUUUAUAUUGGUAAAAUUUAUUUAUUAUGCA
Molecule: messenger RNA, 663 nt
Organism: Brassica oleracea var. oleracea
Lineage: Eukaryota; Viridiplantae; Streptophyta; Magnoliopsida; Brassicales; Brassicaceae
Product: RNA-binding protein 38
Exons: 3
Coding region: 78-554 (158 amino acids)
Molecular function (GO): RNA binding
Source: RefSeq, a predicted model, not a curated record